Messenger RNA from Oryctolagus cuniculus (rabbit), 6642 nucleotides. NCBI's taxonomy places the organism in Eukaryota, Metazoa, Chordata, Mammalia, Lagomorpha, Leporidae. The record is from RefSeq and is a predicted model, not a curated record.
UAUAGUGUUAUUAUUCUGUAAAUGAAUGAUUUUCUUUCCUCUUUAGGUCUCAGCCUAAAUGAGUGACACCCCUUCUACGAGUUUUUCCAUGAUUCAACCGAUUUUGUCUGAAGGUCAAAUUCUAUCCUCUCGCCAUGUAAGUGUCACUCAUCCUGUUGUCGCCAAACGGAUCAGCUUUUACAAGAGCGGAGACCCCCAGUUUGGUGGGGUCAGGGUGGUGGUCAACCCUCGUUCCUUUAAGACCUUCGAUGCUCUGCUUGAUAACUUGUCCAGGAAGGUGCCCCUACCUUUCGGGGUGAGGAACAUCAGCACCCCUCGUGGAAGGCACUGCAUCACGAGCCUGGAGGAACUGGAGGAUGGUGAGUCGUACCUGUGUUCCCACGGUAAGAAGGUACAACCGGUCGACCUGGACAAGGCCAGCCGGCGCCCCAAGCCCUGGCUCAGCAGCCGCACUCUCAGCGCGCAUGUGCACCACCACCCUGUCAUCGCCGCUGCUAGCACGCUCCGCCCUCCACGGAGGCUCAUGGUCUUCCGGAAUGGGGACCCUGGGACUAGGCGCACGAUCGUUCUGAGCAAGAGGGUCACCCAGAGCUUCGAGGGCUUUCUUCAGCACCUGACGGGCGUCAUGCGCUUCUCGGUGGUCAAGCUGUACGCCACGGACGGAAGGAAGGUUCCCAGUCUUCAGGCAGUGAUCCUGAGCUCUGGAGCUGUGGUGGCAGCCGGAAGGGAGCCAUUUAAACCCGGGAAUUAUGACACCCAAAAGUACUUGCUUCCUGCUAAAUUACCAGGAAUUUCUCAUCGUGUAUACCGAAAGGGAAAUGCCAAGUCAGAAAGCAGAAAAAUGAGCACACAUAAGCCUUCAAUCUCAAGAUCUCAGAUUUACUCUGUUUCUUCGGACAAAACAUAUAGUAAUGAUUGUUACUCAGACUGUUCUUUUGCUCCUGAAAAUUACUUGGCCUUAGAAAAAAAUGAUUCUCAGAAUUUAUCAAUAUAUCCUUCUGAAGAUGAUGUUGAGAAAUCGAUUAUUUUUAAUCAAGAUGGUACUAUGACAGUUGAGAUGAAAGUGCGAUUCAAGAUAAAAGGGGAGGAGACCUUAAAAUGGACAACCACUGUCAGUAGGGCUGAUCUUCCUAAUAAUGACGAAAAGAGUGAGAUAAGCAGUUUUCCUGAAAGAAGAGAUGAUCGAUCAUCUGGUUUAAAGCUUGCAGCAUGCUCAUUGUCUGCAGAUGUCUCACCUCUAGAGAAAGACAGUAAUCAAGAGGGCAGUUUAGCAAAGGAGAUCAACACUCAAAUGACAGAUCAAGGGGCUGAAACUUGCGGUUCUGUUAGUUGGGAGAAUGUUGCUAUAGACACAGAUGUCACCCAAAAAACUCAAGAUGAAGUGAAGCAUCGGUUUUAUAGGCCCCCUACACCUGGACCAAAAAGAAUGAGACAAAAGAAAUCUGUGAUAGGGAGUGUGACCUUAGUAUCUGAAACUGAGGUUCAAGAGAAACAGUUUUCCUAUAGUGAAGAAAGGGAAAGUGGGGAAAACAAAUCUGAAUAUCACAUGUUCACACAUUCUUGCAGCAAAAUGUCAUCAGUAUCUAACAAACCAGUACUUGUUCAGAUCAAUAAUAAUGAGCAAAUGGAGUCAUCUGUAGAAAGAAAAAAAGAAAGGAGACUACUCAAGUCAAGUGCUGGUGUUAUAGAAAUUACAAGUCAGAAGAUGUUAGAGAUGUCCCAUAAAAACGGCUUGCCAUUGACCAUAUCAGAGAAUUCAGUUGUGGAGAAAGGUGCAAUUGAAAGUGUAAUCUCAGGGAACAAAACCGAAAUCAAGAACUUCAGAAUUUAUGAUAACACCAGUGAUAGGUUCAGUCCUAUUUCAGCAGAUGCAACUUACUCUUCAAGUAACAACUCUGGAACCGAUAAAAGCAGUUCCGAGGCUCCAGCUUCAGUAGGUUCCUCUGCCGUCACCACAAGAAUUGACAGGCUAGUUAAUGGAUUUGCUCAGGGUGGUUUAAAAAAACUUCCAGACAAUGGAAAGCAGAUUUUGUCAUCUUCUGCUAGAAAAAAGAAGAAGAAAUCUCAGAAACAAGUGAUAAAUAACAGCUAUCAGAAUGAAGAAAUUGCAACCAAAGGAAUCCUCAAUCAGAAUCAGAGAAUCAACAGAGGAGGUAGAGUUGCACAGCAAGCCUUAUUGCAAGGUUCACAGAAACCUCUUAAAGGAAGGAUGCUUUGUGAGGAAGACCUCUGUGUAAGUGAUAUGAGAAUUGAACCAAAUAAUUUUUCUUCCAAAAGUAAUCUCAAUCCCAUAAUAACCAAGAAUUUUCAUAGAAAUAGAUUAAGUAGUACUCAAAAUUCUAAGGUUCAAGGACUUUUAACCAAAAGAAAGUCCAGACCACUAAAGAAAGUAAGCUUAGGAGGACCUAAAAAAAAGGAAACUGGUUAUGGAGAUAAAAUACAUUCCUACAAUGAAUCUAAAUAUUACAAAAGUACUUUUGAAAACCAAAGUUUAUUUCAUAUACUUAACCUUGAGCAAAAACCCAAAGCUUUUAGUGGCCCACAGUCUCAAGCAGAAAUGGCAUCUGGGUAUUUGAGAGGAAUGACAAAGAAGAAUUUAGUUUCAAAAGUUAAUGAUUCACAUGUAACUUUAAAAAUCCAGAAAAAAACAAAAGGGGAUAGAUUAAAAUCAGGUGCCACUGUAAGUAAACAGCGUACUACAACCAGGGCAAAUUCCUUAGUUUCAUUGAAUAGAGGUGAUUUUCCUGAAGAUAGUGCCCAUUUUUCAGUUCAAAAUUAUAUACAGAGAUGGUUGCAGAAUGUAAAUACAUAUUCAACUGUAAAACUUAGAAAAUCAGCUCCAGUAUGCAAAAAUGAGAGGAGUGUGGUAAGUUGUUAUAAUAAUGGCUUUCCGGGAAAUAAUUCUCUUGCAAGUUCUGGAAAAGAAGAUUUUGUUGUGGAAAGUGAUAUGUGUGCAACUAAAAAUAAUGUUUCUUCACUAGAUAAUCUAUGUAAAGAGGUAGGUCAAUCUAUUGCUAAAGAUAAUGGAGAAGAACUUAACAAAGAUCUCUUUGAGAGUCAGAUUGGAUCUCUGAAAGAGUCUUGCUUAGUUUCCCUGCAUCAGUGUCAUGCUUUUUCACAGCCAACUACUAAUGAUUGGAGUUCUGAAAGUCAGGUAUCAGCUGAGAAGACAGGACCAGAAGUAAGCCUUGCUAACCAAGAAAUAAACCUAGCUACAAAAGAGCAAGGUGUAGAGGCUGCCAUUCAAGUAGAUCCUAUGGAUGUGUCAAAAGACUUCUUAUCAGGCCUUGUGCUUCCUCAACUCCAAGCUUCAGUUCCCAGCAUUCACAAGUCACAGAAUGGAGUUGUUCAAGUGUCGGCUUCACUUGCAGAUGUUCCCUUCCCUUCUGCAAUAUCUAAUUCGUCCACUAAUCUUCUUCUAGCUUGGCUGAUUGUGCUAAACCUAAAGGGAAGUGUGAGUGGCUUCUGUCAAGGUGAUGUUCAUAAGACUACCAACAGGUCUUCAGAAGCACUUGCACUGUUGGAGGUUUUAAAGCACAUUGCUAUCACAGAAGAAGCUGAUGACUUGAAGGCUGCUGUAGCUAACUUAGUGGAGUCAGCAACAAGUCACAUUGGGCUCAGCGAGAAAGAACAAGAUAUGACUCCAAUAGGUCUUUCUGAAAAUUGCUCCGUGGCCAACAUUCAGAGUGCUGAGUGCGAUGAAAAGGAAAAAUCACAGAAAAUCUCAUUUUUGGAUGGAGGCUACACUGCAGAUGAGGCUUGUGUCUCUGAAGUCUGUGUUUCCCAGGUGACACACUCUCCAAGUGAGGUGUGUACUGUGAAUAAGACUUACCCUCCAACAGAGACUGGUCAGCCCUGUGAAACUUUUCCUCUUAGUGAUAAUUGUGUUGUAGAUCAGAUCUCCAAAAACAAGGCUUGUUUCCAGGAAGAGCUCUGUUCAUCUGUUGGUGCUGUAUCUUCCUGCAAGGCUUGUGCUCAGAAGGAGAACCAUAUUUAUGAAAUGACUUGUCCAGUUAAUGAGUCCUACACUUCUAGCAGAGUGUGCAAUACCAUGGACUUGUUAAAUUCCAAAGAAAACACAUAUUCAAAUAACUUGGAAUUAGCUGAAGAAUUAGAAAGAGUUGAUAAAAUUCACAAAGCCUCAAAUAUUUUGGCAGAUCCUGAGUAUGAAAAUGACUUUGAUACAUUGGUGUCUCUUCAAAAUGUCAGUAAUUUAAGCCCCGGUGACCUUUUCCAAAAUAAAAUUGAGCCAGAAAUGGAAAAGAAACAUAGUUCUGCACAUGAAUUUAACAAUUUCUCAAUAGAUAAAUCUCAGAAUAAAAAUGCAUAUACAUCCUUUGAUAAGGAAGAUUCAAGAACUUCUGAUGAUCCAGGCUCGAUAACCAACAGCAUGGCAUCUAGUGAAAGAAACAACAUUUCAGAAUUGGAGUCUUUUGAAGAAUUAGAUAACCAGGACUCUGUUAUCUUUAAUGCAAAGGUAAAUACAGGAGAGCCAUCCACUGAAGAACCAACCCCCAAAGAAUUAGAGGCUAGUAAAAAUUUGGAAUUAAUAGACAUAUCUGGUAGGAAUGCUACAGAAGAAAAAAAGAAUGGUGUAAUUUGUGAGACAAUUAGCAGGAGAUCAGCGACACCACCAUCUUUAGUUUUUUGCUAUGAUUCUAAGCAAAAUACUGAAAAGGAAUUCAAAGAGGGAGAAACUAAGAUGAGAGUAAAAAUGAUGGUGAGAAACAUGGAAAGUGAAAGUUAUUCAGAAGCCUCUCCUGAUUUUAAAAAGUGCUUCAAAAGUUCAGUGACUUCUGAUUGGUCAGAUUAUAGACCAGACAGUGAGAGUGAGCAGCCAUAUAAAACACCUAGUGAUGGUCCAAAUGACAGUGAUGAGAUUGCCCAAGAAAAAGAAUACAAUAGAGGAUUUGUUAAAAGGGCAAUUGAAAAACUUUAUGGUAAAUCAGAGAUUAUUAAACCAUCUUUUUUCUCUGGGUCUACACACAGAUCUCAGGUUUGCCCUUACAAUUCUGUGGAAUUUCAGUGUGCUAGGAAAGCAGGUGUUUAUGAUUCUGAAGUUCAGUCAUUUGGCUCUUCUGAACAGGUAUGUAAUAAUUCACCUAUGCUGCAGGAAUUCCAGGAGGAAAAACAAGACACAUGGAAUGUUAAUGGUGUGAGGGACAGUUAUCACAUGGGCAACAUUGUAGAAAAUGGUAUAAAACAAAAUAAUCAUAACAGGAUCUCUAGAGAUACACAGGAGGGAAUAUUGAUUGACAAAGGCAAGUGGCUCCUAAGAGAAAAUCAUUUGCUAAGGGUGUCAUCUGAGAAUCCUGGUAUGUAUGGCAAUGCAGACACCACAUCUGUAGAUACCCUACUUGAUAAUAACAGCAAUGAAGUACCAUAUUCACAUUUUGGAAAUUUGAUGCCAGGCCCAACCAUGGCUGAACUUUCCUCCUCAGAAGUGGAGGAACUGACUCAACCCCUUGAACUGAAAUGCAAUUACUUCAAUAUGCCUCAUGGUAGUGACUCCGAGCCUUUUGGUGAAGAUUUGCUAGAAGUUAAGAAGAAAACUUGUGCCAAGGAGGGCAUAACAGUACACCAAGUAGAGAAAAAGGGUAAUCCUCAAUCAGAAAAAGUAUGCACAUCUGUCACUCAUGCCUUUACACCUGCUGGUAACAAAGUUCACCCUGUAUCUCAUGAUGCUAUUAAAAACCAACCAUUGCCUGGCAGUACUGUGACUCAUAGUACAAUUCAGGAAGGUGACUCUUUGGAUAAACUCUAUUCUCUUUGUGGUCAGCAUUGCCCAAUACUAACUGUUAUUAUCCAUCCUGUAAAUGAAGAACAGCGAGGAUUUGCAUAUCGCAAAGAUUCUGAUAUUGAAAAUUCUUGGAGUUUCCAAUUAUGGAUGAAAAUGCAGCCAUAUAUACCACAGUCAAACAAAAGCAUUUUUCUGGAUAAGAACAAUAGAGCCAGUAUUAGAAAAGAAUUUGUCGACAAGGCCAUUGUUGAUACAGUCAAUCAGCUUUAUUUCAAUAACAUGUUUGGCUUGAUAGAUAGAAGAAGAAAAUCAAAAAUAAUUAAAUACUUGGACUUAGAGGAAGAAAGUAAUUUAAAGGUACUUCAAUCAUAUUUAAAGAUAAGUUUUUUCUUGAAUGUCUUAUACACAUCAUUAUUAGUUGUUGGUCAUAUGAUUUCAAAUACUCAAGAUACUAGCAGCUGGGUAAAUGAAAACUUUAAAGCGUUUGAUGAGAAUAACAACUUAUUAAAUUACAAAUUCCAGAGCUCAGGAACAAAUCUCAGCCAAGUAGUAAGAGAAAAUGUGAAUUGUUACUUCUCUGAUUUGCUUAAUCAAGCCUGCCAGUUAGAUAUUUAUGAAAUUGAGGCAUCCUUAAAUACUAGCAACAGAAAUGUGUUAGAAAUACUUUAUAUUUUUGAGAGUGGAAAUCUCUUCAUUUGGGGAGAGGAAAAUCAAUUAGAUCCAACUGAUGUUAAAAGCAAUGAUGAACAGAAUAAUCCGUGAUUUCAAUAUUAGCAGUCUGUGUUGAUAUAUUUUUUAAACCCUGUGCUAAGAUAAAGCUCAUGUGAUAGAUGUGGAUUACCUAAUCUCUGUGAAUUUCCUCCUACUUACAAAUGAGUUUGCCCUAGAAAGCUUACAUUUGU